AUGCCGCUGGAAUACAUCUAUAUCUGCAGGCAUGGAUUCAGAUCCAACUGGGUCGAUCCAAGCAUCAAGACCGGGCCGACGGGGAUGAGCCGUGAUCCUCCUCUCGCAGCAUACGGUCUCACCCAAUCCGCCCAGCUUGCGGGAUUCCUCUCUUCCCCCGAAGCGCUGGCGCCGCAUCCGGUACCCGAGAAGGUAUUCUCGAGUCCCUUCUACCGGUGGGUCAAGCUGGAACAUGGGGUGAUGGAAUGGUACUCCCCCGCCCGCCCAGGAACAGGUCUUCACCCCCGCCCGUCCUCGCCCAAAACCCUCUCCCCGCUCUUCCCAGACCAGCUCGACCUGUCUUACGAUUCCACCCAUUUCCCCUCGCGCAAGGGCGAGCUGAUCAGAGAUCUGCAAGACCGGGCAGAUACGUUCAUCGAGGCGUGGACGGGGAGGGUGGAGGAGAUGGGCGUCCGGAGCGUGGUGGUUUUUGGGCACGCUGCGAGUGUGAUUGCGCUGGGGAGGGCGUUGACAGGUAACAAGUAUCUGGACGUCUCGGCGGGAUGCGCAUCUUGUUCGCUAUACAAGCGCAAGACACCGUCCACCACAUCUACACCUGCAUCUGCAUCUGAGAAGGACUUGCCGCCGUGUGGUGUUGGCGAGUGGGAGCCUGUGUGGCUGGGCCGGGCUGAUUAUCUGGAUAACGGGGUAGAACGGGACUGGAGCGUGAGCACUUCUCCAUCAGAUCGGAGAUAG
This is a messenger RNA of Dioszegia hungarica, 735 nucleotides long. RefSeq lists its product as uncharacterized. The record is from RefSeq and is a predicted model, not a curated record. The transcript is spliced from 7 exons. The coding region runs from base 1 to 735 and encodes 244 amino acids. Lineage: Eukaryota; Fungi; Basidiomycota; Tremellomycetes; Tremellales; Bulleribasidiaceae.